GAUUUCAGGCGCUCUAAUUUUUCUUUUUUAUUUGUAACUGACUAUGCUUCCAAGAAGAAUUUAUUCGCAUAUAAGAAAUGAAGUAAGGUUGCCUAUGUUACGUGUUUUCAUAUUUGAUAGGAUUUUUUCUUUCAAAGUACAAAUGGUCGCUGAAUAAAAUAAGUAUUGUCCCACAUUUCGCCUCGUCAAUUGUCUCAGCGCGCCGUUUAUGUACCGGUGACCGGUGUUGUAGAGAAUUUACACAGGAUUAUCAUAUUUGUGAACCAUAUGGUAUAAUUAAAGUAAUUGAUGAGGUCGUUGAAACUGUAGACCUGUGUUGCGUUUCUUCUCGUCAAUGAGAUAGCCUGACAUGUACAGAAACACUGGACAGCAUGGGCACAACCGAAUGCCCAUCAGAAAUAAGCCAUCACCAGCGUGGGAUGCGGGAGCCCAGAAUGUGAAGGUGUUCACGCCAGAUAGUGCAUCAGCUCAGCAUGGGGAGAGCCAGUGGGAUUGGAAUUCCACCGGCUGGGACGCUGCGCCCGUCACUCCAGUGUCCGCGCCUCCCACCAGCCACGCUCCCCCGCAGCACUUUCCGCCGGCGUCGGCCGGAUACGCCCCUCCGGCGAGCUCCGGCCCUGGCUUCCCUCCCAGCCACCAGCCGGCGGCACCACACCAGCCGGCGGCGCCACACCCACCAGCCAUGAACUACCCCCCGCCGGCGGGAGCGGCCUCUGGCAGCGCUCCUCCGCCGGCCGGCGCCGAGCCCUUCCCGGCCCACCUGGCGGCCAGCAGACCCCCCGCCAACAUGGCCCGAGCCAGCGGCCCGCCGGCCAACGCCGCCCGGACCGGCUACCCACCGCCAGCCGGUCCGCCGCCGGCCAGCUACCCGCCCGAGGUGCCUUACUCCGCGUCCGGCCAGCCGCCGGGCACCUUCCCUGGCGCCCCGCCGCCGGCGAACGCUGCGCAUGUGGCGCAUCCGCCGCCGCAGGCAGCGCCGGAUAGGUACCCGGGAACGCCGCAUACGCCGUACGCCGCGCACGAGGUGGCUGGUGAUCAGUACGGCGCUCAGACGGGACACGCCCCUGAUCUGUCGGGCUACCCGCCGGCCAGUGGUGCGGCGGAACCCUACUCCAACGAGGGGUACACGGGAGCGGAACAGUACCCGCCGAACAGUCACGGCUAUCUCCCCCCGGCCGGCGAGGGCUACCCUCCGUCCGGUGCUGCCCCGGGCGAGCCUUACUCAACGAAUCUAGACGCGCCUCCCGCGGGAGAGUACGGAGGUUAUGGUGCGCAGAACGGUGGUGACUGGGGAUGGGACAGUGGGUGGGGCGAGCAGCCGGCUUACAAUGCUGCUGAGACGCAACAAGAGCCGCUGCCGCCGCCCGCUGCGGGUCCUGGCGCGGGGCAGCAGAUUGGAGCGCCGGGACAGCACCCAGGACAGUCGGGACCGCAUCAGGGACCAACAGGAUCACACUCUGGACCACCAGGACCACAUGCUGGUCCGCCCGGUCCCCCGGCACCUUCGACCGAAGACCCGUACUCCAGCGACGGCUGGGGCUGGGGUGACGAGCCCGGUCCGUCCCAUGCCGCCGCCUCCUCCCAGCCGACUCCUUCAGCGGGAGCGGAGGAGGAUCUGGGCACUGUGGGGGUGUUCUUCGGAGGAGGGGACGACGACGGGUCGCAGGUGGAAGCUGUGACGGCCGGUGUGGCGCACCUACAGAUGAACGGGGAGGCCGAGCCGACGCACAACGAGUUCCCUGCCGGUGGCUCUGGCGCCCCUCCGCCGCCCGGCCCGCCGCUGGGUCACCGUAUGACCCCGACCGGGGGCCGGGCCGGAGACGACCCGCGCCCCGGCCCGGCGCCGGCCGCCCCGCCUCCCUCCAGCGCUCCGGAGGGUCCUCUCGGCCUGCCGACCCGCCAUCCGUCGGUGGAGGGCGGCCCGCCGCCGGCGCGGGGCUCUCUCUCGGCGCGUGGCUCCAUCUCUGAGACGGAGCGGCCGUCCUCCGUGGCCUCAGCAGCGUCCCACCGCAGUGGGGGUGGGACGCGCGGCCCGCCUCCGGAGCAGCGCGGCAGCCCGCUGGGUACCGCUGGAGGACCCCGCGCGCCGCCCGCUGUGGGAGAUGAGCCGGAGAACAGGGAGGUGCCGCCGCCCGAGGAGACAGCGCCGCACGCCAGUCAGGUGCCGCCGCCGUCUGCCGGCCUGGAGCGCACCCACCCCCAGGGGGACGGCUCUCCGGCGCCCCCGCCCCCGGCCGCCACCGCCGCUGGUCCAGAGCCGCGCGUGGUGCCCGGCACAGGCCCGCCCUCCGGCCGCCUCUCAGCAUUCGCCGCCGUGAAACCGACCGCUCCACCCCCCGGUGUGGACGCUCCCGGCGCCGCCCGACCGCCGCCCGACGGCCCCGCGGCUGACGAGGCCGCCGCGGCUGGCAGGGGACCGCCACCCAGCCGGCCGACUCCGAGCGACGCGCGAGAUACUCGCGAGAUCCGCCGCUCGCCGGACGGGCCGCGACAGCAACGCUCCGAGACAAUCGGCUCCGAGGACCGUCUGCCGGCGGCGGCGGCCGGCGCGCAGCCAGGCGCUCCCCCGCCGGGCCGGCCCGAACAGCAGGCGCGCCGCGGAGACGGCGAGGAUGAGGAAACGGAGGACCGCGAGGACACGCGCACCCGGGAGGAUAGGGAGGAACGCCGGGAGAGGGACCGCUACGACCGACGAUACGAAGAUCGUGGAGGGGAGAGACGGGACAGAGGAGAUCGCGACAGAGACAGAGAGCGAGAUAGAGAUCGUGAUCGUGAUCGAGAUAGGGAUCGUGAACGAGAUAGAGAUCGCGACAGGGAUCGCGAUCGAGAUCGUGAAAGAGAUCGCGAUCGAGAGCGCGACAGGGACAGAGAUCGCGACAGGAUUGAUCGCGAUCGGGACCGGAUUGAUCGCGAUCGCGACCGCGACAGAGACGAUAGGAGCUACUACGAGCGCCGGCACCGGUAUGACAGUGUCGAUAGUCGUCGGACGAGGACUACCGCGACUACGACCGCCGCCGACGGGAGGACAGGUACUCCAGGGACGAGUACGACGAUAG
Messenger RNA from Amphibalanus amphitrite, 3056 nucleotides. Its product is annotated as basic proline-rich protein-like. The transcript has 7 exons. The annotation marks the transcript as partial. Lineage: Eukaryota; Metazoa; Arthropoda; Thecostraca; Balanomorpha; Balanidae. The record is from RefSeq and is a predicted model, not a curated record.